Ipomoea nil (Japanese morning glory) is the source of this 4073-nucleotide messenger RNA. RefSeq names its product putative late blight resistance protein homolog R1A-4. Gene Ontology annotation, biological process: defense response to other organism. The transcript has 4 exons. NCBI's taxonomy places the organism in Eukaryota, Viridiplantae, Streptophyta, Magnoliopsida, Solanales, Convolvulaceae. The coding region runs from base 79 to 3939 and encodes 1286 amino acids. Gene Ontology annotation, molecular function: ADP binding. The record is from RefSeq and is a predicted model, not a curated record.
UUUGACUAACAGUAGUGUCUGUUCGUUCUAAUCAUUCAUUUCUUCCAAAUUCUUCCUCUUCCAGAGAGAGAGAAGCAAAUGGCUUACGCUGCUGUAACUUCGCUUAUGGAAACACUGUCUCUACAUUUCUUGCAAUCACAACCACGUUUGCCUAUUGAAGAUUUAGAAGCACAAAUCAGAGAUGACAAUGAAAAUAUUGGCUUGGUGCAACAAAUUGUUGAGGCUGAGAUGAGAGAGAUGGAGUUGGACGAAGAAGCGUCAUCAAAGCGUCUUCGUAUAAAGGCUUGCUUCCCCAGGCUUCAUGGAAUCUUCAAUAAUGAAGCGGUAAAACAGACUGAUUAUUACCCCAAGAAGAAGAAGUUGAUUAAAAGUGAAAAGCUGCAGCAGCAGCAGCUUGCAGAGAGUUCAUCAUCACCAAAUGAAAGAAUCAUUAAUGCUUGGGAUAGUAUACUAUUGACUUCUCGGCUCAGGGAGGUGGGUGAACUCAAACAAAAGAUAGUUUCUCUCCAUCAAAAUCUGGGCUUGCUGCAACAAAGUCUUGAGAAAUCUGAGAUCCCCUAUGAUGAUGGGAGGGUGGGGGUGAUGAAAGAUUUAGUGGCGCAGAUCAGAGAUGCAUCGUUCAAUGCAGAAGAAAGGAUUGAGAUGGAGUUGAGAAGAAUUUAUCUAGCAAAGGACAGCCUUCAUAUAACAGCUUGCCUGCUCAGGCUUCAUCAAAUCUUCAAUGAAGCACAAAAACAGACUGAUUACCAGAUGAGGGAUGGUAAUGAAAAUCUUGGCUUGCUGCAACAAAUUGUUGAGGCUCAGAUUAGAGAGAUGGACUUGGAAUUGGACGAAGAAGCGUCAUCAUCGAAGCCUCUUCGUAUAAAGGCUUGUCUCCCCAGGCUUUAUGGAAAGCAGCAGCUUGCUUGGCUCAGAGAGGUGGGUGAAGUCGAACAAAAGAUGGUCUCUCUCCAAGAAAAUCUUGGCUUGCUGCAGGACAUUCUUCAGAAAUCUGAGAUUGGCAAUGAUGAUGCGGGGGCGAUGAAAGAUUUAGAGGAUGCAGAGGCUGAGAUGAGAGAGAUGGGGUUGGACGAAGCGUCUUCUUCAAAGGGUGUUCAUGGAAUCUUCAAUAAUGAAGCAGUAAAACAGACUGAUUAUUACCCCAAGAAGAAGAAGAAGAUUAAAAGUGAAAAGCUGCAGCAGCUUGCAGAUUUAGAGGCACAGAUCAGAGAUUCCAAUGAAAAUGUUGGCGUGCUGCAACAAAUUCUUGAGGCUCGGAUCAGAGAGAUGGAGUUGGAGGAAGAAGCGUCAUCAAAGCGUCUUUGUAUAAAGGCUUGCUUCCCCAGGCUUUACGGAAAGCAGCAGCUUGCUUGGGAUACUAUACUUUUGACUUCUCGCCUCAGGGAGAUGGCUCAACUCAAACAAAACAUAGUUUCUCUCCAUCAAAAUCUCGGCUUGCUGCAACAAAGUCUUGACAAAUCUGAGAUUGCCUAUGAUGAUGCGAGGGUGAGGGUGAUGAGAUAUUUAGAGGCACAGAUCAGGGAUGCAUCAUUCAAAGCGGAAGAAAGGAUUGAGAUGGAGUUGACUGCCAUUUAUCAAGCAAGGGAUAGUCUUCAUGUAACAGCUUGCCUGCUCACUCUUCAUCAAAUCUUCAACGAAGCAGAAAAACAGACUGAUUACCACAUGAAUGAGUUGAUUAGGAUCCGACGAAGAGGACUACUACAGCUUGUCAAAGGACUACUACACAAGAAAAUUACUGUGAGUAACUUUUCCAAUAACGCUUCAAAGUUUGAGGGUAAAAUGGUCGGAUGCGACAAGCUGUUCUUGACGGUAUUGGAUCAGCUCAAGCAACAAUCAACUAAGGGGAGACAAGUUGUUUCGAUUGUUGGCAUGGGAGGAAUAGGCAAGACCACUUUAGCACACAAAGUUUAUGAACAUCCAUCAAUUACUUCUCAUUUCGACAAGCGAGCAUGGGUUACUGUAUCCCAAGAGUAUAACUUAGAACAAAUGCUCCGAUGUCUUCUUGGUUGUGUUACUGCAGCAUCAAGAGAUGGUGGCCAAGACCAAUUAGCAGAAAGGUUGCAAAAAUGUUUGAAAGGUCAGCGAUAUUUGAUAGUGAUUGAUGAUAUAUGGAACAUUAUUGCUUGGGAUAGUGUGCAAAGAUGCUUUCCAGAUGAUAAUAAUGGAAGCCGUAUACUUUUGACUUCUCGUCUCAAAGAGGUUGCUGAAUAUGCAUGCUCAGGUAACACUCCCCUUAACAUGCCUUUCUUAGACGCCAAUGAAAGUUGGAAUCUCUACUGCAAAGUGUUUGGAAAAACUGAAUUCCUUUUAGUAUUUGAGCAAAUUGGAAGAGACAUAGUGAAGAAAUGUAAAGGAUUACCUCUGGCCAUUAUUGUAGUAGCUAGUCUUCUCUCCAAGAUAAAGGAGGAGGAGGAAGAGUGGAAGAAUGUUGCUAAAAGUGUAAUUGGUGAUUCUAAUGAUGCAUGUUCCAGAAUACUGUAUCUAAGUUACCACCAAUUACCACACCACUUAAAACCUUGUUUUCUAUAUUUUGGAGUUUUUCAAGAAGACUAUGAGAUCCCUGUGAAGAAGUUGGUUAGGUUGUGGGCAGCAGAGGGAUUUUUGAGGACUGUGAAGCAUGUGAAUAUGGAGAAAGUGGCCAUGGAAUGCUUGCAAAAUCUUGUUGAUAGAAAUCUUGUUAUAGUUAGCGAACAGAGCUAUAAUGGGGAAAUGAAGACAAUAAGGAUACAUGAUUUAUUGCGAGAUUUGUGCUUGAAAGAAGCUAGGCGUGAAAAUCUAUUGAAUGUGAAUGUGAUUGGAGAUGAAAAGCUUCCAUUUUACAAGAGGAAAUCACAGCACUUGUUUUCAAAACCUUGUCGUUGGAUAAGUGAUACAUCAGAAUGUUUGAAUCAUCAAAUCAGGUCUGGAGAUAGGCGCUUUGACAAAUCUCAUUCCUUACACUCAAGGUUUGGUCACUCUAGUGGAUUUUACUUUCGUGUACUUGAUGAACUUCAUUCACACUUGAAACUGCUAAGAGUAGUAGACAUUGAAUGUGGGCAUUGUAACACUUCAUGUGAGGUAAAUGUGUUUGCCAAUCUUGUUCAUUUGAGAUACUUUGCUUUGACCCAUCAAUAUAGAAAUGAUCACGCUCCUCUUUAUGUAAAGCUCUUUGAGCAUAGGAAUAUGCAAAGCUUUAUUGUUCGUGGAAGAUUGGUUACAUGGGAUUCCUCUAGUGCAUUUACAAUUUGGAAAAUGCCACUAUUAAGGAAUUUUUGUGUUGAACAAAUUCUUUCAUUAGAAACUUCUUCGGUUGUUCAUAGAAACUUAGAGAAUAUAUCUUGGUUGGAUUCUAAACUCUGUACACCGGAUCUAUUUACAAGGAUUCCAAAUUUAAAAAAAUUGGGGAUUGAAAGUGGAGAUGCUGAUUGUUUUUAUAAUUUUGUGCACUUGGGGCAGCUUGAGGCAGUAAGCAUCAGAAGACGGUUUGAAAUCCCAUGUAGCAGCAUCCCAUGGACAACUAGUUUUCUACCAAAUCUUAAGAAGCUCAAAUUCAUUGAUACUUAUGGUUUGAAAUGGAGUGAUAUGAGGCUUAUUGGUAUGUUGCCGAAUCUAGAGGUUCUAAAAUUGAUAAAUGCUUGCCAAGGCCCAAAGUGGGAGACAUCUGAGGGAGGGUUCCGUCAAUUGAAAAGGUUGGUAAUUGAAGACCGAAAUUUGGAAGAUUGGAAUGCUGAGAGUGACCAUUUUCCUGUGCUCGAAUGUUUAGAGUUACAUGAAUGCACGGAUUUGCAAGAGAUUCCUUGUGGUUUUGUGGAUAUCACCACACUAGCAUUGAUUGAGUUAAACUACUGUGAGGAUUCACUUCUGACUUCCGCAAAGUGGAUUCAAGAUGAGCAACUCAACAACUAUGGAAAUUCCAUCCUUGUUCGUUCUGAAAAUAUAUAUAUAAGCCUGAAAGAGUAAGCAUCUCAGAGGAAGAAUGUGACGAGAAGAAAUUGUUUGAAGACAACUUUUGAAGGAUAUGUCCAGGUGACUACUCUGUUUAUAUAUUUUGGUUUCUGCUUCUGGGAUGAUUAGAGAUCUAAUGUCUCAACUGU